Molecule: messenger RNA, 2113 nt
Organism: Phanerochaete carnosa HHB-10118-sp
Lineage: Eukaryota; Fungi; Basidiomycota; Agaricomycetes; Polyporales; Phanerochaetaceae
Exons: 10
Coding region: 26-1624 (532 amino acids)
Biological process (GO): NLS-bearing protein import into nucleus
Cellular component (GO): cytoplasm; nucleus; nucleoplasm
Molecular function (GO): protein binding; nuclear import signal receptor activity
Source: RefSeq, a predicted model, not a curated record
CCUCGCCCUUACCGCAACUACCGCCAUGGAAUCUCGUCUUGCUCACCGUAAGAACGACUACAAAAACAAGGGUGGCCUCAAGGCCGACGACCUGCGCCGCCGGCGCGAGGAGCAGCAGGUCGAGAUCAGAAGGCAAAAGCGCGAGGAGAACAUCUCCAAGAGGCGGAACUUCCUCCCCACGACCGAUGCUGACAGUGACGAUGAAGAGUCUGCAGCUGCAUGGGGAGAGUCGCCUCUCGCUGAGGACAUGAUUCGCGACGUUUUCUCUGACGAUCCCGAGCGCCAGCUCGAUGCCACGACCAAAUUUCGCAAGCUGCUCUCGAAAGAGAAGAACCCUCCGAUUGAACGCGUCAUUGAGUGUGGUGUUGUUCCCCGUUUCGUCGAAUUUCUUCAUGGCGACAACCCGAUGCUUCAGUUCGAGGCUGCAUGGGCGCUCACAAAUAUCGCGUCUGGCACAGCGGAUCACACUCAGACUGUCAUUGGCGCAAGUGCUGUCCCUGAGUUUAUCAAGCUCCUCUCUUCCUCUGUCAACGAUGUCCGAGAGCAGGCCGUUUGGGCUCUUGGAAACAUCGCCGGCGACAGCCCGCAAUGUCGGGAUUAUGUUCUGCAACAGGGCGCCCUUCGUCCCCUCUUAUCUCUUCUGAGCGAAAACCACAAGCUUAGCAUGCUCCGGAAUGCUACUUGGACAUUAAGCAACUUCUGCAGGGGCAAAUCUCCUCAGCCGGAUUGGGAUUUGAUUUCGCCCGCUCUCACUGUUCUCACCAAGCUCAUCUACUCACUCGAUGACGAAAUUUUGAUCGACGCGUGCUGGGCGAUCUCAUACCUUUCUGACGGUUCUAAUGACAAGAUUCAAGCCGUUAUCGAGUCCGGCGUCUGCAGGCGACUUGUCGAUUUGCUCAUGCACCCCUCCACUACUGUUCAAACCCCCGCUCUCCGUUCUGUUGGCAACAUUGUAACCGGUGACGAUAUGCAGACUCAAGUCGUCAUCGCGUCGGGCGCUCUUCCCGCUCUCCUCUCCCUUCUCUCCUCCCCUAAGGAGGGCAUCAGGAAGGAGGCUUGCUGGACAAUCUCGAACAUCACCGCAGGCUCUCCCCCUCAAAUUCAAGCCGUCAUUGACGCGAACAUUAUUCCACCACUCAUCAACAUCCUCCAGAAUGCCGACUUCAAGACCCGUAAGGAGGCAUGCUGGGCUAUCUCGAAUGCGACCUCCGGUGGUCUUCAGGAGCCUUCCAUUAUCCGCUACCUUGUUUCCCAAGGGUGCAUUAAGCCUCUCUGUGAUCUGUUGACCAUGAUGGACAACAAGAUUAUCCAGGUCGCACUUGACGGCCUGGACAACAUCCUCAAGGUUGGCGAGGUAGAUAAGCAAGCCGCGGGUCCGGGUGCCGCCAACCAAUACGCCGUCUUCGUCGAAGAAGCUGGUGGUAUGCUCACUAUCCACAACCUUCAGCAGCACGACAAUCUGGAUAUAUACAAGAAGGCGUUCAACAUCAUGGACAAGUACUUCCCCGAUGACGAGGACGUCGAUGCUGCUAUCAGCGCACCCAGCGUCGAUGCUUCCGGUGCCUUCGCAUUCAAUCAAGACGGUGCCGCUCCCCCACCAGGUGGAUUCAGCUUUGGGCAGUAAUCGGGUUUUGGUUGCUUCUCCCCGUCACCAUCCUGUACUUGUUAUUUUCUCCAUCAUCUCUCCCGAUGAGCCACUGUGUAAUCCAUCGUCAUUGUCGUACAUAAAUCGUUUUCGCCUCGAAUGCACUUAUAUCGCAUGUACCUGAUAGAAUUUGGCCCCCCUGACCUAGCCAGGGGGUAAGUAUUAUCGCGCGAGAGGCAGAAAGCCUCAAGGUGAUCCAGAAUUGAUUGUUAGGCCUAGCUAUCUGGGCCGUUGCUACCGGGGAUCAACAUGCAAAUGUUGUUCCCGUUGAGUAGAGUCUGGUUGAGAUGGGUCUUCUUAUGGCCUUGCGGAGUAGUCUCGUACUCUGUAACAUCUUCCAGCACCAUGUUGACGAAAUCGUCGAAACCUAGUAGCGUGCCGGUGAACUCGCGAUCACCCUUCAUAAUGACCCAGAUGCGCGAGCCAAUACAUCUAUCGAUCAGCUCUAGAGGGAGAAUCUGGGACGCC